AUGAGGAAUCUCGUUAGCCAAUUAUUCACUCACCAGCAAAUUUCAACAACACUCCCCAAAGCUAAAGAGGCGCAGAAGUUUGCAGAGAAGCUCAUCACUAAGGGCAAGAAGGGUACCGUAGUUUCCGAGAAGCUAGCAAAUUCAUUUCUUAUUUCUUCUUCCACUCAAAACCCUUUCGAUUCUCUCAAAAAUGAACUUGUAGAGCGCUAUAAGGAUAGGAAUGGUGGAUAUACGCGUAUUCACUUGUUAGGCAACAGACAGGGCGAUAACGCGCCAAAGGCUGUGCUCGAAUUAGUUGACAACCCCAGAGACAUUAAGCGAGAAAUGCUCGUAAGAACUGUUGCGAGAGAGUCACUUCUCAGAAGAACACAAUGGUCUCCAUCGAAAUCAAAAAUCCUUCGCCAAAUAACCCAAACCAACCUCAACAAAGUUUUCACUUGUCUCAACCACCAACAACAGCAAACAUUCCACCAAAAUGUUCUCAAUCACCAGGAUAAACUCCUUGCUGAGUCCAAUCUUGGUUUGAGUCAAGUUGACAGCGAAAACAAACCUCAAUCAAACACCCUCACUUGGCCUAGGAAGGGCAAACUCGUUUACGCAGGUGAACGCACUUCGGGUAUGAGUAAACGUGAGGGCUCUCCAAUCAGUAUUAGCAAAGGUAUGUUCAGGAAGACGGAAAAGGCCCCGACGAACAAGCUUGUCGCAGGGUGGUUGUAG
Molecule: messenger RNA, 717 nt
Organism: Wallemia ichthyophaga EXF-994
Lineage: Eukaryota; Fungi; Basidiomycota; Wallemiomycetes; Wallemiales; Wallemiaceae
Product: 50S ribosomal protein L17
Exons: 2
Coding region: 1-717 (238 amino acids)
Biological process (GO): translation
Cellular component (GO): mitochondrial large ribosomal subunit; ribosome
Molecular function (GO): structural constituent of ribosome
Source: RefSeq, a predicted model, not a curated record